This is a messenger RNA of Annulohypoxylon truncatum, 1603 nucleotides long. Its product is annotated as glycoside hydrolase family 43 protein. NCBI's taxonomy places the organism in Eukaryota, Fungi, Ascomycota, Sordariomycetes, Xylariales, Hypoxylaceae. The record is from RefSeq and is a predicted model, not a curated record. Bases 160 to 1200 code for a protein of 346 amino acids. The transcript is spliced from 2 exons. Gene Ontology annotation, biological process: carbohydrate metabolic process. Gene Ontology annotation, molecular function: hydrolase activity, hydrolyzing O-glycosyl compounds.
AAGAUCACCAUCAGGGCCAGCAAGCGUAUCGCGUACGAGGGUAUAAGUCGCAUGAUAAUCACAAGCCAUUCGUGGAAUUAAAAGAGUCGCUAAAUAAAAGAAACAUAAAUCCAUUUGACUUUGACGGUUAUAUCGUCACUCAAUGCCUUGGAUCAAAAAAUGUCCCCACCCCUAAUAACACAUCUCUACACUGCGGACCCCUCGGCCCACGUCUUCGACGGCAAGCUAUACAUCUACCCGUCGCACGACCGCGAGACAGACAUCCAGUUCAACGACAACGGCGACCAGUACGACAUGGUCGAUUACCACGUCUUCUCGCUCGACACCCUCGACGCCUACGCCUCCCGCCCCUCCCCCGACCCAGCACCCGCAGACCCUCCCAAAGUAACCGACCACGGCGUCGUCCUAAGCGCCAGAGACGUCCCCUGGGUCAGUCGCCAGCUGUGGGCGCCAGACGCCGCGUACCGCAAGGGGAAGUAUUACCUGUACUUCCCGGCGCGCGACUCAGAUUCCGUGUUCCGCAUCGGCGUCGCCGUGGGCUCCUCGCCCGUCGGCCCGUUCACGCCGGACCCGGACCCGAUACCGGGGAGCUUCAGCAUCGACCCCGCGGCCUUCGUCGACGACGACGCCGACGCGACCGCGUACCUGUAUUUCGGCGGCCUAUGGGGCGGGCAACUGCAGUGCUACCAGCGCGGCAACGACCCUUCUUACUUCGACGCCGCGUGGCUCGGGGCCAAAGAACCUUCUGGCCCGGGGGCCAAGGCGUUAUGUCCUAAAGUCGCGAAGAUGGCGGACGAUAUGCGCGGGUUCGAGGGCCCGGUUGGGGAUUUGGUGAUCCUGGACCCGGAGACGGGGGAUCCGAUUAGGGCGGAUGAUCAUGGGAGGCGGUUCUUCGAGGCGGCGUGGAUGCAUAAGAGGGGUGGGAUGUAUUAUUUUAGUUACUCGACGGGAGACACGCAUUUUUUGGUGUAUGCGAUGGGGACGAGUCCGCUUGGCCCGUUUACGUACGCGGGGCGGAUCUUGGAGCCGGUGCUGGGGUGGACGACGCAUCAUUCUAUCGUGGAGUUUGGGGGUAGGUGGUGGUUGUUCUAUCAUGAUUGUGAGUUGAGUGGUGGGGUUAAUCAUCUGAGGUCUGUGAAGGUGAAGGAGAUUUUUUAUGAUGGGGAGGGCAAGAUUGUGGCGGAGAGACCUGGGGAAUAGGGGGUGGACGAGAAUAUCUUGACUUUGCUAGCCCUCGGAUUGGACGCGUGGCUUGACCUUUAGCCAUUGAACGAUGAUAUUCGAUGUACCAUGGACUAGGUUGAAUUGCCACAUUGCUUCAUGAUACUAUAUCAAGAUUUCCAUAUUAAAUUCUACAGAGCCGUACCAUAGGGCUAAUUGUUGCAGCGCCCGUCGUAUAAUUCUACUACCGUCUUCGGCAACGACAGUAGCAUCUUUAUAAUAACCAUGGUUCUUUCAAUAACUGGCAUGGAAGCUCCAUCUUCCACGAUAAGGGACGGAAAUGAAAUCGCCUGAUUUAUUAUUAUCGUGCCUGUUUAUGCUGUGGUGAAGACAGCUGUUUACCCCAUGGGGUUGAUCUACUCGGUACCCCUAUGACGUUGCA